AUGCAUAGAGUUGCAGAAGAGUUAUAUUUUAUUUAUAACUUUUCAAGAUUGCAAAUUGAUGGAUACACUGUUUUAUUAUUGCUUCUGAUUAUGUCUUUCUAUAGGUGGUUUGGAAUACAGCUGAAUCCUCAAUUCAUUGGCAUGGACCUCAAAUUCUUCUUUGUUAGAGCUGGAAUGAUGGGAUGGCUUCUUAUAAAUCUUUCCGUUCUUGCAAAAUGUAUUCAAGAGGGCAUCUUAAGCAGAUCGAUGAUUUUUUACCAGCUUUUCUGUUUUCUCUAUAUUUUGGACUACUUUUUCCAUGAAGAGUACAUGACCUCCACGUAAGUGUAUUUUUUCUUUUCUUUAAACUAUGUUGUCAGCUAAUCUGGUUUAUUCAGUUUAUGUAAUUGUUGCAUCAUAUUACUA
Olea europaea var. sylvestris is the source of this 405-nucleotide messenger RNA. RefSeq names its product delta(14)-sterol reductase-like. The record is from RefSeq and is a predicted model, not a curated record. Gene Ontology annotation, molecular function: Delta14-sterol reductase activity. Gene Ontology annotation, cellular component: endoplasmic reticulum membrane. Gene Ontology annotation, biological process: sterol biosynthetic process. Lineage: Eukaryota; Viridiplantae; Streptophyta; Magnoliopsida; Lamiales; Oleaceae. The transcript is spliced from 4 exons. The coding region runs from base 1 to 324 and encodes 107 amino acids.